Molecule: messenger RNA, 5900 nt
Organism: Gambusia affinis (western mosquitofish)
Lineage: Eukaryota; Metazoa; Chordata; Actinopteri; Cyprinodontiformes; Poeciliidae
Gene: col15a1b
Product: collagen, type XV, alpha 1b
Exons: 43
Coding region: 297-4427 (1376 amino acids)
Source: RefSeq, a predicted model, not a curated record
AGGUGUGGAAGGGAGGAGACCUCAGAGAGUUGGAGCAAGAGGCUGCAGCAGAAAAAUAAGUCAUUAAAAAGACAGGAAGAAGAAAGGAUAAAGGGAAGAGAGAAGAGAAACUAGGAAACAAGGAGUUGGAACUCAGUCAAUUACAUUUUGGAAAUUUUUUUCUUCUUUUUUUUUUUGUGGACAUCUUCUCCUGGAUUUUCACUUCCCUCUGAAUCCUGCGUUCACCUGUUGCAGAUGUCAAAAUAACACGGUGUGUCACCGAUCGGACUGCCUUCAAUCUCACCACGGAUAAGAGGAUGGGAGCUGUUCACCUCUGUCUUGCGCUGGCUCUCCUGGCCUCUCCGGUGUGUGCACAGUGGUGGGACUUUUUCUGGGCGAAGCCAAAAACCACCACUCUUCUUCCUCCCCUCUCCUCUCCGACCAGCUCCCCCCAGGAGCCUUCCACCACCCAGGGGACUCCGUCGGAGUGGGGAGAGCGGACAAAGGAGGACGCGGUGACAGCGAACCAUGUGGAGGACACCGGGACAGGGUGGACUACGCCGUCCUCUGCUCCACACACCUCGGGGGAUUUAGUUUCCCACAACAAUAAGAAAACGUUGACAUCGUCUUCUAGGGCGAACUCAGGUGGAAUCGCCAAAGGCAGGUCCGAGAACAAACCACUGAAACAAUGGAAGAGUGAGAAAGCUUCAGGAAGUCGUCUGGACCUGAUGGAUCUGAUUGGCAUCCCUCUGCCUCCCGCCGUCUUCUUCACUAACGGCUUCCAGGGGUUUCCAGCGUACAGCUUCGGAAGCAACGCCAACGUCGGCCGACUCACGCGGACAUUUGUGCCCGGGCCUUUCUACAGGGACUUUGCCAUCAUUGUCACGGUGCGUCCGACCUCCCAGAGAGGAGGCGUCCUGUUUGCCAUCACAGACGCCCAUCAGAAGGUAGUGGAGCUGGGUUUGGCCCUUACGCCGGUCCACGGAGGCCUCCAGCGAAUCGUUCUGUACUACACCGACACGGAGCAGGCGUCCCAGAGCCACAAAGCUGCUGCCUUCAGCGUCCCAGACAUGACAGACCAGUGGACACGGUUCACGUUGGCGGUGGAGGAUAACCAGGUGCGUCUUUAUAUGGACUGCGGUGAGGCUGAGAGGACGACUUUCCAUCGCAGGCCAGAGAAACUCACCUUUUCACAAAACUCUGGCAUUUUUGUCGCAAACGCAGGAAGCACAGGCCUCGAUAAGUUUGAGGGUUCUGUUCAGCAGAUGAUCAUAAGGGAUGAUCCCAGAGCAGCAGAGGAGCAGUGUGAGGAGGACGAUCUGUAUGCCUCGGGGUAUGCGAGCGGAGACGAUCCUCUGGAUGACAGAGAGACAGAGGUGGACUCCAGAAAAAGGGGAGAUGGCGUCAAACGGCCAGUCGUCUCUCCGGAGGCUGAGGGCAGCUCCCCUGUUGAAGCUCCGCCCACUGUUUUACCAGAGGUGGAGCUUGAUGGGUAUUCUGGUCACAUGACUCCAACAGCAGCCAAUGGGGAUCUGCUGAUAACAGAGUCUCAUCAAACAGAAGAGGCAGGAGAGCGACCUGGACACGUUCUCAUCAGGCCUGGCUUGAAAGGGGAACCAGGAGACCGUGGACCGCCGGGGCCUCCUGGGCCUCCUGGCUCUCCGGGACCUCGCUACGUACACAAAGAGGGCCGUGGGAAACCUGGGCCACAAGGGCCUCUUGGAGCCCCGGGAACACCAGGCAGCGAUGGACAGAAGGGAGGAAAAGGUGAAAAAGGUGAAGUGGGUCAAAAAGGACAACAGGGAUUUCCAGGUUUGAGCGGAGAGGCUGGAGCUAAAGGAGACAAGGGCGACCCAGGCGUUGGUUUGCCGGGCCCCCCCGGUCUCCCGGGACCCCCAGGACCUCCCAGAUCCCGCAAUGUCCCAUAUGGACCAGAUGCCCUUGGUUCUGGCUUUGAGGAUCUGGACACCGACAGUAUUUUCAUCAGGGGGCCAGCAGGUCCUCCGGGGCCUCCGGGACCACCCGGGCCUCCUGCACCCCAACUGUCAUCAGAACUGAUCCCCAGCUAUAAUGGACCCCUGGGUGCACCUGGCAGUGAUGGACCUCCAGGCGAACAGGGCAUCCCAGGUCCUGCAGGGGCAGAUGGCUCCCCGGGCCCACCAGGGGGUGCUGGACCAAAGGGUGACCAAGGGAUACCCGGACCACCUGGACCAAAGGGUGAAAGUGGAGAUGCGGGCCCACCAGGAUCUCCUGGACUCCGAGGGCCCAAUGGUCGACCAGGAAGAAAGGGACCUGCAGGCCCACCAGGACCCCCUGGCCCACCUGGCCCUCCAGGAACCAAAGUCCUCGAAGAGGAUAUGGAAGGAUCUGGAAAGAGCGACUUGUUAAUCAGGACAGGAGUGAGAGGACCGCAGGGCCCUCCUGGCGUACCAGGACCCCCUGGACCACCGGGUGAGGAUGGCGCACCCGGAGUUCCUGGGAUUUUCGUCAAGGGGGAACCGGGGAAACGAGGACCAGACGGCCUGCAGGGCGUUGCAGGACUGCCAGGUGCCAGAGGGUCCAAAGGAGAAAAAGGCAGCCCAGGACCAAAGGGCGAUCCAGGUGCUGACGGGUUCAGUAUCGUAGGACCGCCGGGGCCUCCCGGACCUCCAGGACCUGCUGCAAACCUGCAGGAACUGCUCCAGAACGCUGCAGAUGGGAUGUUAAACGUCACAGAGUUCAGAGGACCCCCGGGGCCCAGGGGCCCUGAAGGUUUGCCAGGACAAGCCGGAUUUCCAGGCCCUAGAGGUCCAAAAGGAGACAGAGGCCCUGAAGGUAUUGAUGGAGCUACAGGAGAGAAGGGAGAAAAGGGCGAACCUGGAGUGACAAUUGCUGCAGAUGGAUCUAUUUUGUCUGGACCAAGAGGCCCUCAGGGGCCAAAGGGCCCAAAGGGCGACCGAGGCUUCCCAGGACCCAUAGGACCUGUGGGACCGAUGGGACAUCCUGGUCAAAAAGGAGAAUAUGGUUUCCCUGGACGCCCAGGGCGACCCGGUAUGGUGGGGAGGAAAGGCGACCGAGGAGAAUCUGUCAGCCUGCCGGGUCCUCCGGGUCCUCCGGGUCCUCCUGGUCCACCAGGGAGAAUUCUCGGUCUAAAUGGAACAGUGUUCCCGGUGCGCCCCAGACCGCACUGCAAACUGGGACGAGAGUCGGUGACAACGAGAGACUCUGUGGGACGUAAAGGAGCCAAAGGCGACGAAGGGAUGCCUGGUGAGCCGGGAACGCCCGAACCCCCGUUACCUGAUGCGGUAGAGGGAGCUCAAGGCGAUCUGGGGGUCAAAGGUGAAAAAGGAGAAAAGGGCGACUCGGGCCUGCCCGGUCCUCCAGGACUUCCAGGAAAAUCUGGACUUGUGGGUCCAAAGGGGGAGUCUGUUGUAGGUCCACCAGGUCCGGCUGGUUCCCCUGGUCAACCCGGAGCUCCCGGGCUCGGACGACCUGGGCCCCGAGGGCCGCCUGGCCCUGCUGGGCCCCCGGGACCGGCCCCCGAAUAUGGAUCCGACGUCAGUGUCCCUGGUCCUCCCGGUCCUCCCGGUCCACCAGGAUCUCCAGGCUACGCUAACCUGGUGACGACCUUCAAGACCGUCAAGGCUCUCACCAGAGAAACCAGAGACCAGAGAGUCGCUGAGGGAACGCUGGUGUACGUGUCCGAGAGAGGGGGGGAGCUGUACGUCAGGGCGCGCAACGGGUGGCGCAAAAUCCAGCUUGGAGAGCUGAUUCAAAAUGAAGCUUCCUCAUCAGAAGCGUCUCAGGCUCUGAGCAGAGCGGGAGAUUGGAGCAGACCACAAAGAGUUCACAGCCAGGAACUGCAGGAGGGCAGUAGGGGAUACCAGCCCAGCUACAACAUCUUGCCACAGACCAUUGAGUCCUUACCUGGACUCCAUCUAGUGGCGCUGAAUGCUCCGCUCAAAGGCGACAUGCGCGGCAUCCGCGGGGCAGACUUCCAGUGCUACCAGCAGGCGCGCUCCGUGGGGCUUACCGCCACCUACAGGGCUUUCCUGUCAUCACACCUACAGGACUUGGCGACCAUAGUACGGAAGGCUGACCGCAACAACCUGCCGGUGGUUAAUCUGAGGGGGCAAAUAUUGUUCAGCACUUGGACCUCCAUAUUCUCUGAGAAUGCGGGCAUGUUCAAUCCUUUGACACCCAUUUAUUCUUUCGAUGGACGCAACAUAAUGACUGACCCGGCAUGGCCGGAGAAGCUGGUGUGGCACGGCUCCAGCGCGGCGGGCACCCGCCUGACCGCCAACUACUGCGAGGCGUGGCGGACGGGCGACGUGGCGGUGACGGGCCAGGCGGCGCUGCUGCAGACGGGUCGGCUGCUGGGACAACACCCGCGCUCCUGCUCCAACCUCUACGCAGUGCUGUGUAUAGAGAACACAUACGUGGGAAACACACCCCAAAGGAGAACCUGAAGAAACACACACACAUGUUAACACACAUGCAGGCAUGUUGAAAGUGGGAAAUAGGAUUGGGGGAAAAACCCAUUUAGGCACAUGAAACACACACACACACACACACACACACACACACACACGCAUAGAUACAUGUUGUUAUUGUUUUAUUGUUGUGUUUAGUUCCCACCUGAAAGGCGGCGUGAGACGGCAACUCAACAUGUCCGUCCAUGUCUAGAGCUCAGUUAUUUUUGUUGUCUCUAACAGAGUAAAAAAAUAAAAUAAAUAAUAAUAAGUACAAAAAAAACCAUUGUCAGUGUUUGAGAGCUGCCAGCUUUACGACGUUUCUGGGGCUUGUUUAUUUUCCUGCUCUACAGGCAGACAGACAAACUAGUAGAGAAACGGAGCAGAACUGCUGUACAUUAAACCACAAAGUCACUGGCCUGGUCUGAAGACAAAGUCUCCUUUUUCCUGUUUUCACACUAAAGUGAAGUUUCGCAUCUUAAGGAAGGUCUGACGAGACCUGCAGCGAUAUCGGACAAAAAGAGAAUACUCAUUUACGACGCCACGCGUAAAAAAAAAUAAAAAAAAGAAGAAGAAGAAAAAAGUCAUACAAUAUACUGCUUCUAUUGCAGUAGCAUAAUCUCACAGAUUAGGAAAAAAAUUAAACAAAAACAUCUGCAAAAUAUGUAAGUUUUUUUUUCCAACACUAUUUUUCAAAAGUUUUAGAAAAAAGAUUUUCUAAAAAUAAAAGAUCAAUUUCGAAAAGUUUUUUUUAUUUUUACUUUUGCUAAAAGAAAAAAAGUUUGUCUAGAAAAAAAUUAGAUCAAAUGUUCGACUUCUAGAAAUUUGCUCAUCAAAAAUUCUUUGUCAAAUCAACUUCACAGAUUUUUCAAGCAGAUUGAUGUACUGCAACUAUUGGCGUUCUAAUUGCAACAGAAUAAUUUUUUGUAAUAACAUUUUCAGAUUGACUGCUGACUAGAAAAGGGUCAUUAGUUUGACCCAUUCCGCUAUUCAAAAUAGGAAAGACAGUAGAACAUCCCACUGGACUGUUGAUCUUCCCAGAAUAAGGAAACGGCUACGAUAAAAUGGAUGUUCGUCUAAAUUUGCCAACAUCUCUAUUAGUUCACCUAUUAGAAAAAAAAAAAAAAAACAUUUGUGAUUUUCUUCUAUUUAUACAGUAGUAAGUCCUAGGAAAACGUAGCUAGUAUGCAUUCACAUGUUGCUGUUUGAAGUUGAAACAUGUACGUGUUUGUUGACAUUGUCCUGUUGUUUUUUUUGUAAUACUGUAGACGUCUUUUUCUUUUUCUCUUUUUUUAAUGAAGCACACUAAAUGACUGCUAAUCUGCUCACCACGCUUUGAUUGAAAUGUUCUGCCUGUAAACUUGACUGUUAGUUGUUCUACUGUCUGAUUGUAUCUUCUGUUGAAACAAAAACUUGACUUUCUUGUACGUACCUUCUGGUGCUCUCUAAAUAAAGUGUCGUGAUUUUUUA